GUGGCUGGAGCUUGAGGCGCGCAGGGCCGGAGACGCCGCAGACCCGGGACCCGGAGCAGCUCGGAGGCGGUGAAUAAUAGCUCUUCAACUCUGCAAUAAAAAAUGGCCUCCAAUAAAACUACAUUGCAAAAAAUGGGAAAGAAACAGAAUGGAAAGAGUAAAAAAGUAGAAGAGGCAGAGCCUGAAGAAUUUGUGGUGGAAAAAGUACUGGACCGACGUGUAGUGAAUGGGAAGGUGGAGUAUUUCCUGAAGUGGAAGGAUCUUACAGAUGCUGACAAUACUUGGGAACCUGAAGAAAAUCUAGAUUGUCCAGAGUUAAUUGAAGCGUUUCUUAACUCUCAAAAAGCUGGUAAAGAAAAAGAUGGUACAAAAAGAAAAUCUUUAUCUGACAGUGAAUCUGAUGAUAGCAAAUCAAAGAAGAAGAGAGAUGCUGCUGAUAAACCAAGAGGCUUUGCCAGAGGUCUUGAUCCUGAACCAAUAAUUGGUGCCACAGACAGCAGUGGAGAAUUAAUGUUUCUCAUGAAAUGGAAAGAUUCAGAUGAGGCAGACUUGGUGCUGGCAAAAGAGGCAAACAUGAAGUGUCCUCAAAUUGUAAUUGCUUUUUAUGAAGAGAGACUAACUUGGCAUUCUUGUCCAGAAGAUGAAGCUCAAUAAUUGUUUGCAUUGCUUUUUAUAUAUAUUUAUAUAUAUACAUAAA
Lontra canadensis (Northern American river otter) is the source of this 697-nucleotide messenger RNA. RefSeq names its product chromobox protein homolog 3-like. The transcript has a single exon. Gene Ontology annotation, cellular component: nucleus; pericentric heterochromatin. Gene Ontology annotation, molecular function: chromatin binding. Bases 103 to 654 code for a protein of 183 amino acids. NCBI's taxonomy places the organism in Eukaryota, Metazoa, Chordata, Mammalia, Carnivora, Mustelidae. Gene Ontology annotation, biological process: negative regulation of transcription by RNA polymerase II; chromatin organization. The record is from RefSeq and is a predicted model, not a curated record.